Molecule: messenger RNA, 3102 nt
Organism: Gryllus bimaculatus (two-spotted cricket)
Lineage: Eukaryota; Metazoa; Arthropoda; Insecta; Orthoptera; Gryllidae
Source: the annotation of a GenBank genome assembly
AGUAACACUGAGGCAGCAGUUGCAGGCGGGCGCCGCUGGAGAGACGAGAUGCACCCGCUACUAGCAGCGCUGUUGGUGCUUGCGGGCUUUGCAUUUCCCUCGAAUGCAAACUCCACGGAAAUUUAUCAUGGGAAUGACAGCAGCAGGGCCGAUUGGGCAAACGAGCCGGAGGACGCGGGGCCCCCCGCGUGCACCUGCGACGCGGAGACGCUCGACUGCGGCAUGGCGGGGCUGCGCCGCCUCAACCUGAGCGAGCACCGCUGCGCGUGGCCCGUGCGGCGCGUGGUGCUGCGCCAGAACGCGCUGCGCGCGCUGCCGCCGCUGCCGGAGUCCGUGGAGGACGUGGACGUGUCGUGGAACGCCUUCGCGCAGCUGCCGCGCGCUGCGCAGCUCAGCGCCGGCACCAGGGCGCUCAACGUGGCGUGGAACGGGGCCUCCAGCGCCGGCGACGAACUGCACUCGCUGCGCUCGCUCGAGGAGCUGCGCGUGGAGGGCAACCGUCUGGCGACGCUGCGCUUCCUGCCGUCGCCGUGCGCGCUGCGCGUGCUGCGCGCGGGCGACAACGCGCUGUGGCAGCUGGACGACGCGCUGGGCCGCUGCGAGCGGCUGCGUGAGCUCGACCUGUCGGGCAACGUGCUGGGCGCGGCGUCGGCCGGCGUGCUGGCGCGCCUGCGCCUGCUCGAGGAGCUGCGCAUCGCGCGCUGCCGCCUGGCGCUGCUGCCGCCGGCCGCCUUCCAGGGCCUGCGCAACCUGCGCGCGCUCGACCUCUCCGACAACGAGCUGCAGGUCCUACCCCUGGGUGCCAUCCAUCACCUGGACAAGCUCCGAAACCUCUACAUCCGUGGCAAUCGACUUCGAGUACUUCCGCCGGAAGCGACUUUCUCCAGAUUCCCGCUCCUGGAGGACCUUCAUCUUUCCAGCAACGCAAUCAGCGUUCUCUCGGAGAACACGUUCGCCAACUUGACAUUCCUAGAAACUCUGGAGCUAGAUUCCAACCGCCUGCACUCUCUCCCGCCAGGCAUUUUUUCCGGCCUCAUCAACCUGCAGCGCCUCGUCCUAUCCGGUAACCCGCUUCCCGCAGCGAGCCUCGUUGAGUUGGCACCACUGCGCAACUUGAAGUCCCUGUACCUGGACCGCUGCGCAAUCCGUGAGCUCCCUUCACAAGCAUUCGCCGCCCAGCGUCGGCUGAGCACCCUGAGCGCCUGCUGCAAUAGGAUGCAUUCCGUGUCAGAAGACGCAUUGCAGGGCCUCUUGCAACUACGUAGCCUGAAGCUCAAUAAUAACAGCUUGGAUGCGCUGCCUGAUAACCUCUUCAGAGAUGUGCCAGGUUUGAAGGUGCUUGACGUGUCCCGCAACCGCCUACAUGCACUGCCAACGGUCAUCUUUACACAUCUCCGUUUUCUUUCCAUUCUGGACGCUUCAAGCAACCGCCUGCGCGCGCUGCCUGCGCUGGACGAGUGCUGCGCGCCGCCGCGCUCCGCCAUGUUCCAAGACAACGAGCUGCGCGCGCCGGACGCCGCUGCGCUCCACUCGUGGCUGCGCGCGGGCGGCGAGUCCACGCUGCUGGAUCUGCGCGCGACCAACGCGCGCUUCGACGUCGACCGGCUGGCCGCGGCCCUCGACACGCUGCGCGCCUCCGAAGACGUGCGGGUGGUGGUGGACCCCGCGGACUGCGCGUGCGGGGGCGUGAGCCUUGUCCGCGGAGGUGCGCUGGUGCAGUUCUGCGUGGACACGCCGUGCGCCUUCGACGUGCCCGGCGUCCCCACCGACUGGACGGUCGUCGUCCUCCGGGCCGCGGCCUACUCGCGCGUCGCGACGGUCGUCGCCAUGCUCGAAGCGUCCGGAGACGCCGCCGCAACCUCCGCUCCAAGCCAACAUCACGCUUCGUUCCCAGCCAAUGGGUUAGCGAACGCCUAGGCAUGACGUCGUCAUGAACGCCGCAGCGUUUUUCGUCGUCAUCGCCGCCGUGGACAUCGUCUCGGCCGCCGUGAGCAACUUCACGGUUUUCAUGCUCAUCGUCAUGAGCGCCUUCUUCAUCAUCCCGACCGCCGUAGUCAUCGUUACGGUCGACGUGGUCGUGGGCGCCAUCGUCAUCAUGGCCGUCGUCGUCAUCGUCACUGCCACCGUUAUCAUUGUUAAAGCUUCCGUCGUCAUGGCCGCUGUUGUCAUCGCAAUGGGCGCCGUCGUUGUCGUGAUGGACGCCUUCGUCAUAUUGGCGCUGUCGAGGAUGUCGUCACGGCCGCCGCCGCAUUCAUCUUUCCAAAUGCCAUCACCAUCACCGUCAUAUCUAUCGUUGUAGCGGAUAGCAUCACCAUGUUCGUGUCAGCAGCGAUUUCGCCUUCUCAUUGGAAUUGCACUCGGCCUUCUUACGUAGCCCACAGACGAUUCUGAAACUGGUGCUCCUAAUUAAAUUAUCCAGGCACCUAUGAAUCACUUUUUAAUCUACACUCUGUAUAGAUCCGGGGUGUAUUACUAUGAAAUAAUCGUCAGUUGUGGCCUUCUAGAUCCACUGACUUGCUACUGAUAGUAUACAUAUUUAAUAGAUCCCUGUGCAAUCUAACCAUUGUGGUUAUUAAUACCUUUGUAAUUUUCAGGGGAAAUCGUAAAUUCUGAAAGCUUGAACUCUGAAAGCUUAUAUCACAUUUCCUGGCAGUAUAUUUAAUGUUUUUAAGUCGAGUCCAUUAAGUAAGUUUUCUUUUGUAAUGAAACCGUAUUUAAACCGGUUUUAUAAAGAAACCGUUCACCGUAUAUAAAUCUGACCCCUGGUAGCACUGUUAUGUAGAAAUUUAUAUGCAUUAUGUUACAAAAAUGUAGUAAUUCUUACGUGUGUCGCUGUUCACUGCUCCAAAGAAAUUUAAGUAAUUUUCAGUUAUUGAUUUUGGAGAAAUGUCGUCAAUAUUGAAAAUAUACAGUUGUGGCUCAAUUUGAUUAGCAGAUAGUUCAUCAUACGGUUUACGAAAGCAUUCAUUAUUCUUAUUUAAUUCCAAUGAACACAAAAUUUAAAAAUUAUUUUUUUAAUAAUUACUUCGUCUUCUACCUAUGAUUUUUGUGUCACUAAGCAUCCUGUCUUAUAUAUUAAUAAAAUAUCUCCUUUAAAUAACA